Ipomoea nil (Japanese morning glory) is the source of this 1901-nucleotide messenger RNA. RefSeq names its product serine hydroxymethyltransferase 3, chloroplastic. The transcript is spliced from 12 exons. Lineage: Eukaryota; Viridiplantae; Streptophyta; Magnoliopsida; Solanales; Convolvulaceae. Gene Ontology annotation, biological process: folic acid metabolic process; tetrahydrofolate interconversion; L-serine catabolic process. Bases 129 to 1712 code for a protein of 527 amino acids. Gene Ontology annotation, molecular function: serine binding; glycine hydroxymethyltransferase activity; zinc ion binding. The record is from RefSeq and is a predicted model, not a curated record. Gene Ontology annotation, cellular component: cytoplasm.
UUCUUCACGUACCCAUAUUAUAUACUUCAGGGUUCUGGACAGUGGACAGCACAGUAGUACUGGAAAGCAAAGCAAAACCCCUCAAACUCUCACCGGGGAGUUAUUGGUUGCUGUAUCAUUAAGGCAAUAUGAAAGCUUGCUGUGGCGCCGCGGUUAUGGGUUCUGUUCAGCAACCUGUUUCGAAAAAAGGGUCUGCUUUUCCUCUGAAAGGCUCUGGAAUGUGUUUGAAUCCUGAUAGAGUUAGGGUUUUUUCUGUGCGGGCCUGUAGAGCGACCCAACUUGAAGGAAGUUUGGCCACUGGGAGGUCGAGCUCUUCCAUUUCAGUGCAGGAAAUUGGAGGUGCUGGUAGCAGCUUCCUGGACUAUGAUUUAAGCGAAGCUGAUCCUGAAGUCCGGUCUAUUAUCAACAAAGAGAAAGAUCGUCAAUUUAGAAGCUUAGAGCUCAUUGCCUCAGAGAAUUUCACAUCACGAGCAGUGAUGGAAGCAGUUGGCUCUUGCCUCACAAACAAAUAUUCUGAAGGACUUCCUGGCAAAAGGUACUAUGGUGGGAAUGAAUACAUUGAUGAGCUAGAGAUUCUUUGUCAAGAAAGGGCAUUGGCAGCAUUUAACUUAGAUGGAAGCAAAUGGGGUGUAAAUGUUCAGCCAUUGUCUGGUUCUCCAGCAAAUUUUGAAGUUUAUACUGCCAUUCUUAAUCCACAUGAUCGAAUAAUGGGACUGGACUUGCCUCAUGGGGGGCACUUGUCCCAUGGAUUCAUGACUCCCAAGAGACGGGUUUCUGGGACAUCUAUUUAUUUUGAAUCUAUGCCUUAUCGACUGGAUGAAUCAACAGGCAUUGUUGACUAUGACAUGCUUGAGAAAACUGCUACACUCUUUAGGCCUAAACUUAUUAUUGCUGGUGCUAGUGCUUAUCCUAGAGAUUUUGAUUAUCCUCGAAUGAGAAAGAUAGCAGAUGCUGUUGGUGCUUUUCUAAUGAUGGAUAUGGCUCAUAUCAGUGGGCUUGUUGCUGCCUCUGUGGUUGCUAACCCUUUUGAGUACUGUGACAUUGUUACAACAACUACCCACAAGUCUUUGAGAGGACCUAGGGGCGGUAUGAUAUUUUUCAAGAAGGAUCCUGUUCUCGGAGUUGAUCUAGAAACUGCCAUUAAUAAUGCUGUUUUUCCUGGUUUACAGGGUGGUCCACAUAAUCACACUAUUGGGGGUUUAGCCGUCUGCCUGAAGUAUGCAAAGUCACCUGAAUUUAAGGCCUACCAGAAUAAGGUAGUUUCCAAUUGUAGAGCUCUUGCACGCCGGUUAGUGGAGUUGGGAUACAAACUGGUAUCAGGCGGAAGUGACAAUCAUUUGGUUCUUGUGGAUCUGAGACCCAUGGGUAUUGAUGGUGCUAGAGUGGAGAAAAUCCUUGACAUGGCAUCGAUCACACUCAAUAAGAAUUCUGUACCCGGUGAUAAAAGUGCGCUAGUCCCUGGUGGCAUCCGUAUCGGGGCACCAGCCAUGACCACCAGAGGUUUCACCGAGAAUGAAUUCAUGGCAGUUGCAGACUUCAUUCACGAGGGAGUGCAAAUCACUCUCGAAUCCAAGAAAUUGGUGUCGGGUCCCAAGCUCCAAGAUUUCAUGAAAUUUGUUACGUACCCAGACUUUCCUUUGACGGAUCAAGUUGCAGGUCUGCGCACAAGAGUUGAAGCUGUGACAACACAGUACCCAUUGCCUGGGCUGUAAGCAAUAUAAUGCAAGACACAAAUUAGCGAGUGAAAAUGUAAUAUGAACGCAGCAUCUCUUUUAAAUCCUCAAAACUGAGUUGAGAAAGAUGCACAGUUUUGAACAUUCUGAUUUCUGAAUUUGGAACUUCAUAUCAUAUAUGAUAAAGCUUGAGAAACCAAUAUCUAUGCUUUAUACCUUUUGCUUCAA